Phyllostomus discolor (pale spear-nosed bat) is the source of this 1691-nucleotide messenger RNA. RefSeq names its product nescient helix-loop-helix 1 (gene NHLH1). Gene Ontology annotation, molecular function: RNA polymerase II cis-regulatory region sequence-specific DNA binding; DNA-binding transcription factor activity, RNA polymerase II-specific; protein dimerization activity. The record is from RefSeq and is a predicted model, not a curated record. The transcript is spliced from 2 exons. Lineage: Eukaryota; Metazoa; Chordata; Mammalia; Chiroptera; Phyllostomidae. The coding region runs from base 469 to 870 and encodes 133 amino acids. Gene Ontology annotation, biological process: regulation of transcription by RNA polymerase II.
GGGCUGAACCAGCCCAGGUGUGUAUGUGUCUGUGAGUGUGUUUGCCUGUGUGUGAGUACUGGUGACCCAGUACCUGACCAAGCCCACCCCUUCCGCCUGGGUCCUAUAUUCCCACCAUGUGUACCCCUCUCAUCUGCCCUGGAGCCUGUACAGCCACGCCAUGCUGACCCUGAGAGCUAUAGAAAGCUGGUCACUAACUUUGCAGAUGGAUGAGCUCUGAGCAGCCAGAAGAGACUGGGGCUAUCAGCGCUGCCCCUGUCCUGCCAGCUUGGAUCCCCUCACAGGGUCCUCCUAGGCUCCCAACUGGAACCCUGACCAUGGAACCCUGAAGUGGUUCUGACUUCUUCAGCUCAGUGGCAGACCCUACCACCCCAGGCCCUUCCUGCCUUUCCCACAACCAGUUUUCAGGCUCCCAGAGGGAAGAGGUGGGGAGGGAAUCCUGAUCUCACAGAGCAGGGAGCAUCCAUCAUGAUGCUCAACUCAGACACGAUGGAGCUGGAUCUGCCCCCCACCCACUCAGAGCCAGAGUCAGGCUUCAGCGACUGUGGGGGCAUGGCGGGCCCUGACCAGGCUGGGCCCAAGGGUCUAGAAGGGGGCCAGACCCGGGGCCUGGAGCCAGGAGAGCCUGGCAGGAAAGACCUGCAGCACUUGAGCCGGGAGGAACGGCGGCGCAGGCGCCGGGCCACAGCCAAAUACCGUACAGCCCAUGCCACGCGGGAGAGAAUCCGUGUGGAGGCCUUCAACCUAGCCUUCGCUGAGCUGCGCAAGCUGCUACCCACACUGCCCCCCGACAAGAAGCUCUCCAAAAUUGAGAUCCUGCGUCUGGCCAUCUGCUACAUUUCCUACCUGAACCACGUGCUGGAUGUCUGAAGGCAGCCUGGAUGUGACCCCCUGCCGGGCCUGACUAGGUCCCUUCUCAUCACCAACUGGCUACAACAGCCACCUCUUCCCUGAGCCCUAUACCCUGACAUGGAGCCCCCCAGGCACCGGGCCCAGGAACAGUGCCCCAUCACCAGCUGGUCAUGAAGGCAACUUUCUAUUACCAACCCAGGCAUCCCAAGGCUGUUAUGGACACCUUCUGCAGUUUGUGGUUGGGCCCCCACUGUUAGAAGUGUCUGCUUGGGAGGCCAGUAUACAGUCCUUGCUGGAUUUACUAAGCCCACCACACAUGGGUCUCCACUGGCUCUCUCAUGGGCUACUGCCUCUUCUACCCCACAUCCAAUUAUCAGAGAUCCAGACACACACAGCCAUCUUCUUUCCACCCUGUUCCAGCUUCUGCCCCUUUUAGGGCAGGGGCAUCAGAACAGGAAGGGGGUAGGCUGGGCUUAGAGUGGAGUGAGCUUCUUCCUCAAAGAUCUCAGUCUAGUUUGGCAGAAGGGCCUGGGGAGCUAAUACCUGUGAGGUGAGUCUCAGUAGCUAAAAUUAAGGAAUAAGGCUUCCUAUCUUGUUUUCUGUCUUGUUUCUGAGGAUGCAGACCUUGGAUCUUACUUGGUAGUGAGUGCCUUGCCCUCUCUGUGCUAUUUGGCCCCCUCUGUGUGCCCUCCUGCUUCUACAGUCCCAAUUUUCUCCCUGGGUGUAGAGCUAGAGAAAAGGAAACCUAGAUCUUGCAGUAGGGGAUGAUGUCACCCAUUCCCAUCCCAGGGAAUGGGUGGGCCAGAUCUCACACCUGCUUUCUCCAUCCAAGCCCACCA